Molecule: messenger RNA, 1365 nt
Organism: Rosa rugosa (rugosa rose)
Lineage: Eukaryota; Viridiplantae; Streptophyta; Magnoliopsida; Rosales; Rosaceae
Exons: 6
Coding region: 194-1093 (299 amino acids)
Source: RefSeq, a predicted model, not a curated record
GUGAUUAUAAUAUGGGAGUGGGGAGAACAACUAAGUAGGUUGUUGAAUUGAAGAGAGAAAAGCAAAUCUGGGUAGUCCUCCUGUCUUAGUUCCUUCGUAACAAUCAGACAGAACGGAUUCCGAGGUCUCUGUGUGACGAUGGAGGCAUGCUAUCUCUCUCCUCCCUCUCUCCAAUCCUAUAUAAAGCCCCUCAAUGGUGUUCAUCAUCGCCCUCCAAUUCUAUGCUGCAAUGGCCAAGUUUAUUACCCUUUGCACUCUUGCAGCCUUUUUCCUCUCUCUCCUUCAUGCUCAUGCUGCUUCUCCAGGAGAUAGUCAUACUCUGUCCACGGCAGACACUGCAGAGACUUGGUGUGUCCCCAAUCCAUCGUUGACCUAUAAAAAUCUGCAAGAGAUAGAAACCUUUGCUUGCAAUUAUGUGGAUUGCUCUUCAAUUCACAGUGGGGGUCCAUGCUUCAACCCCUUGAACGCCUUUAUUCAUGCAGCCUUUGCCAUGAAUGCUUAUUAUCAGGAGCAACACCAGUGUUUUGGUAACUCUGGACUCAUAUCUAUUACUGAUCCAAGCUAUGGGAACUGUCAUUUUGCAGGUAGAGAAGAGAAGGUUUCCUCUUCAACAGCUCUGAAUACAUGGUGUGUGGCAAAGCCGGCUGCCACUGACAAUUUGCUACAAUUGAACAUUGACUUCGCUUGUAGUCAUGUCAACUGUAGUGUCAUUGAACCCGGUGGUGAAUGCCAAUUACAAGACACUAUGAUGAACCAUGCAUCUGUAGACAUGAAUCUCUUCUACCAAUCUUCUGGCAGAACAGAUUCGAGUUGUUAUUUCAACUCGACUGGCAUGAAUGUGAUUAAAGAUCCAAGUUCUGGAAGUUGUGUCUAUAACGUUGCUGUCCCUGCGAGUCUCAGAGCAAAGAAGGGGAAAUCUAAAGCUUCUGCAACAUUUAUUGGACUGAUGGUGCUGUGUUUGAUCAUUGGUUGUGUGCUGCUGGCAGGGGUUGUGUAUCUUAUCCUCAAGCUUCGUCAGACACCCACAACAGCAGCAGCGGUGGAAACUCCCAUGUACAGAUUGCAGGAGCCAACAGCUGCCACUCUUCCUUAGGGUUCAUAUCAUAUUAUGUUUGCAUAGUUUGAAAGGCUAAUUGUUUUGGAAGUUGGAAGCCUUAUGCACCAACUUCAGAGUCUGGAAGAUUGAUGGACUGCCUACACCUCAUGAGUCAUGAUAAUGGUCUUGGUUCUGUUUAGGAAUGUUUUCUCUGGUUUCAUUCGUUUCCACUUUGUUUGGUUUUUUAGUCGUGUGAUAUAUGAGGUGUAUCAUUGGAAAUAACAAUUGGAAGGUUUGGAAUAAUAUAGCAUUGCAUGCUGUUUGUAUUA